GGAGCAGCAGGAUGGAGGUGAGGAGCCCUCACCUCCCACCUCCACCUCCGAGCUGCCCUCCCCAAACGCUGUGGCCCCCCCGGCCCCCUACAGCAGGACCUUCACCGGCCUGAGGAUCUUCGGCAGGAACCGGAGAGGAUUUCAGGCGGGGUGUUUCUGCGAUCAUCAUGGACACUUUCUUCCGGCGGCACUUUAUGAGGAAGGACGCGGCGCUGCAGGCCGGCCCGCAGCGGAGGCCCAGCGUUGCCAUACCGACCAGCAAGGCUCGGCGCCGGUCCAAUGCCGGCCUGCCAUCCUGCACCCUGACACAGCGCCGUCGCUCCAGUGCUCACCUGCAGGCGGCGCCCUGCGUGGGGGGCGGGCGCCUGGUGAGGCCCGACAGCUGCAUCAGGGGGGCGGGGCCUGUGCGGCGGCGCUCCAGCACCACAACACCCAGCCGCAACCCCAGGUUCGCGGUGUGCAGGGGGAAGGCGGGGAAGGCAGGGAAGCCGUGCAUCACCCCCCUGCUGGGGCCCUCCAUGCUGCUGGGGCCCUCCAUGCUGCUGGCCAGCCUCAUGAUGGCCGAGGAGGAGGAGGAGGGCGGGGGGCAGGGGGCGGAGCUUCCUGCAGAGGAGCAGCAGGUGGUGCUGAGGGGUGGAGCCAGCCUCCAUUCAGACAGCAGCGACUACGACAGCCAAUCAGAGGCCAGCCAGCUGUCAGAGGCGGAGCCGAUAGAGGACUAUGCCUCCUCAUCCUCCUGCCGGGCCCUGCAUGUGGUGAGAGAGACCCCCGCUUCACGGCCCCUGAUCCGGACUCCCCGCUGUCUGCGUAGGAACUCCUCUCAGCUGUUGGCAGGAGACUCGGCCCCCUCCAGACGCUCCGUCCACAGGAAGAGGAGGAGAAUCUCCACCAUCUCCAAGGCCGGGAGCCCCUGGCCGGGGAGGGGCCCCCCUCUGCCCAACCGCAGGACCUCUGUCUGCCACUAUCCGCCGGUCUGCAGGAGACCCGGACCCCUGAGCCCGCUGGGGCCCCGCAGCUACCACCAGCACCUACUGCUGAAAGCCUUAGUGAAGACGGGUCUGCCGCUUGAGGCGCCUGACGAGGCGGCGCCCGGAAACAGCGACGCUCUAAAGGAGCCAAGCAGCACCGUGGACUGGAGCGAAAACGCUCUGUUCGGAGAUCACAUCUGGUUUGAGACGAGUGGCUCCGGAGACUUCUGCUACGUUGGAGAGCAAUACUGCAUCGCUAAAUCUCUGCAGAAGUCCGUGUCGAGGAAGAAGUGUGCCGGCUGUAAGAUCUCCGUCCACAGCCUGUGCAUGGAGCAGCUGGGGAAGGUGCGUCUCUCAGACCCUUCAUCUUCUCUCACGCCUUCCUGUCUCUGUCCUCACCGUCUCCUCUGUGUUCAGAUCAACUUCAGGUGCAAGCCGUCCUUCAGAGAGCCAGCGUCUCGAGCCGUGAGGGAGUCCAAUGUGGUGCGGCACCACUGGGUCCACCGGAGGCGUCAGACAGGGAGGUGUCGGCAAUGUGGGAAGGGGUUUCAGCAGAAGUUCUCCUUCCACAGCAAAGAGAUUGUGGCCAUCAGCUGCUCGUGGUGCAAACAGGCGUACCACAACAAGGUGACGUGCUUCAUGCUGCAGCAGAUCGAGGAGUGCUGCUCUCUUGGUGCUCACGCUGCUGUCAUCGUCCCGCCCACUUGGAUCAUCAGGGUCCGCAAAACACAGACGUCUCUAAAGUCGAGUAAAAAGAAGAAACGUACGUCGCUGAAAUGCAACAAGUUGAGCAAGAAGGGAUCUGAGGUCCAGGACGGCCGCUGGAAGCCCUUCAUGGUGAAGCCGGUCCCCUCUCAGCUGAUGAAGCCACUGCUGGUGUUCGUCAACCCGAAGAGCGGGGGCAACCAGGGAGCUAAGAUCAUCCAGUCCUUCAUGUGGUACCUGAACCCCCGGCAGGUGUUUGACCUGACCAAAGGGGGGCCCAGAGAGGGGCUGGAGCUGUACGCCAGGGUGCCCAAUCUGAGGAUCCUGGCCUGUGGGGGGGACGGCACGGUGGGGUGGAUCUUGUCGGUGUUGGAUGAGCUGAAGUUGAGUCCUCAGCCUCCGGUGAGCAUCCUCCCUCUGGGAACAGGCAACGACCUCGCUCGGACGCUGAACUGGGGAGGGGGUUACACCGAUGAGCCCAUCACUAAGAUCCUGUCCCACGUGGAGGACGGGAGCGUGGUGCAGCUGGACCGCUGGAGCCUGAACGUGGAGGUCAACCCCGAGGCCCGGCCCGAGGACGGCGACGAGCAUCAGACCGACAAGCUGCCCAUUGACGUCUUCAACAACUACUUCAGCCUGGGCUUCGAUGCUCACGUCACGCUGGGCUUUCAUGAAUCCAGAGAGGCUAACCCCGAGAAGUUCAACAGCCGCUUUAGGAACAAGAUGUUCUACGCCGGGACGGCCUUCUCAGAUUUCCUGAGCGGGAGUUCAAAGGACCUCGCCAAACACAUCAGGGUGGUGUGUGACGGCACCGACCUCACGGCUAAAGUCCAGGAUCUGAAGCUCCAGUGUCUGCUCUUCCUCAACAUCCCCCGGUACUGUGCAGGCACUGCGCCCUGGGGUCACCCUGGCGACCAUCAGGACUUUGAGCCUCAGCGCCAUGACGACGGCUGCAUCGAGGUCAUCGGCUUCACCAUGACGUCUCUGGCCACGCUGCAGAUGGGGGGGCACGGCGAGCGCCUCCACCAGUGUAAGGAGGUGACCCUCUCCACCUUCAAGUCCAUCCCCAUGCAGGUUGACGGGGAGCCCUGCCGGCUGGCCCCAUCCAUCAUCAGCAUCCGGCUGCGCAGCCAGGCCAGCAUGGUGCAGAAGACCAAGAGGAGGGUCUGCAUGCCCCCCCUCAACGAUCAGCAGCUGCUCCCUGAUGCUCUGCAGAUCCGUGUGAACAGGAUCAGCAUGGCGGCGUACGAAGCGCUGCACUACGACAAGGACCAGCUGAAGGAGGCCUCGACUCCUCUCGGGGUGAUCAGCGUCCCCGGAGACAGCGACCUGGAGACCUGCCGGCUGCUGAUCCAGCGCCUGCACGGAGACUCUGAGGACGGAGAGGAGACACAGGGAGAGAAGCUGUCCAUGAAGUGGUGUUUCCUCGACUGUACAACUGCAGACCGGUUCUACAGGAUCGACCGGGCUCAGGAGCACCUGAACUACGUGACGGAGAUCUCCCAGGAGGAGCUCUACAUCCUGGACCCUGAGCUGGUCGCCAAGGAGACAGUUGGCACCUCCCCCGGCAUGCCCGACCUGGUGGGCACUGAGGAGCAGCAGGAGCAGCAGAAGAGGUUUGCCUUCCCCGACUCCCCCAGGGGGAGAGACUUUCAGAGGAAGAGGGUCUCCAGCGACAGCUCCCUGCCAGACAGUCUGUCCCAGAGCUCCUCCAAGACCGUCCUCUGCAGGAGAGGGGCAAAGAUAGUCAAUGUGCAUCGCUCCAACACGACCCUGGCUGAUUUCAGACCCGCCAUUAGCUCCUCCUCUGCUGCCUCUCAGCGCGCUGCAGACUCAGAGCUGAUCGACUGCAUCGAGACCAGAGACCUGACCAGACUAACAGAGCUGCACCUGCAGGGCACUGACCUGCAGGUGCAGGACUCAGCCGGCUGCACGCUGCUGCAUCACGCUGUGCAGGCCGGAGACACCGACGUCCUGCAGUACCUCAUCCAGCACGUGCCCACGUCUCACCUGGACAUCACAGAUAAGGAGAGAGGAGAGACGGCGCUGCAUAAAGCUGCCUCCGCCUCUCAGAGGAGCAUCUGCCACCUGCUGGUGGAGGCCGGGGCCUCGCUCACCAAGACUGACCUGCAGGGCAAGACUCCCAGACACCGGGCGGAGAACAAUCAGGACCCGGAGCUGACGGAGUAUCUGGAGAAGAGGCAGCUGCAGAGGGAGGACCAGGAGACAGCCGUCUGACCUACAUCUGUCCAUCCUCCACCUGUCCCAACCCUGUCCAACCCUCCACCUGUCCAAACCUCCACCUGUCCCCACCCUGUCCAAACCUCCACCUGUCCCCACCCUGUCCAACCCUCCACCUGUCCAAACCUCCACCUGUCCAAACCUCCACCUGUCCCAACCCUGUCCAACCCUCCACCUGUCCAACCCUCCACCUGUCCAACCCUCCACCUGUCCAAACCUCCACCUGUCCCAACCCUGUCCAACCCUCCACCUGUCCCAACCCUGUCCAACCCUCCACCUGUCCAAACUUCCACCUGUCCCAACCCUGUCCAACCCUCCACCUGUCCAAACCUCCACCUGUCCCAACCCUGUCCAAACCUCCACCUGUCCCAACCCUGUCCAACCCUCCACCUGCCCCAACCCUGUCCAACCCUCCACCUGUCCAAACCUCCACCUGUCCCAACCCUGUCCAAAACCUCCACCUGUCCCAACCCUGUCCAACCCUCCACCUGUCCCAACCCUGUCCAACCCUCCACCUGUCCAAACCUCCACCUGUCCCAACCCUGUCCAAACCUCCACCUGUCCCAACCCUGUCCAACCCUCCACCUGUCCAAACUUCCAGCUGUUCCAACCCUGUCCAACCCUCCACCUGUCCAAACCUCCACCUGUCCCAACCCUGUCUAACCCUCCAGCUGUGUCUAAGUCUUUAUUUAUUCUUCUUCUGUGCAUUCUAUCCUCUGCCUGUUUGAACCCGGAGGAUAUUUAUCGUAGUUCAGAUAUUUAUGAUGUGUUCUGCUUUGUGAUCAAACUCACUGCUUCAGUCUCAGUUUAGACAUGUCAUUCAACAUAAAGGAGAGUCUGUUACAUAAGCAUAUAACGUGUGUGUGUGUGUGUGUGUGUGUGUGUGUGUGUGUGUGUGUGUGUGUGUGUGUGUGUGUGUGUGUGUGUGUGUGUGUGUGUGUGUGUGUGUGUGUGUAACAUGUGUAUUAAUAAUAAUUAUGUUCUGAAUGAUUUCUGAGAGACCUGCAAUAAAAGCAUGUCAGUAA
This is a messenger RNA of Eleginops maclovinus (Patagonian blennie), 4939 nucleotides long. RefSeq names its product diacylglycerol kinase, zeta b (gene dgkzb). Gene Ontology annotation, molecular function: protein binding; ATP-dependent diacylglycerol kinase activity. Gene Ontology annotation, cellular component: nucleus. Bases 168 to 3911 code for a protein of 1247 amino acids. The transcript has 33 exons. Gene Ontology annotation, biological process: regulation of synaptic transmission, glutamatergic; diacylglycerol metabolic process; lipid phosphorylation. The record is from RefSeq and is a predicted model, not a curated record. NCBI's taxonomy places the organism in Eukaryota, Metazoa, Chordata, Actinopteri, Perciformes, Eleginopidae.